GUGUGUGUGUGCGGCUGGAAAACCUGUUAAAAGCCGCUAAAAUUCUGUCCAUGUCGACAUUGUUGUUGUUUUGGCAUUAAUUAGUGAAGACAUAUUUCGGAUUUUUGUCAUUUCCAGGCAAAUAAUAUUAUGCAAAAAUCGGACAUGUAAAAUAGUUGAAGAUGAGUAAGCAGGUAACAAGCUUUGCAGGUGUAUGCGUGUGUUUGCCAACGCAACGAAACCUCCACCUCUCCCCACAAACACCCUCACCUAAUUGCUUCCACCACGGAAAACGGAAAACACAAUGCCGGCGCUUUAUCACGCUUAUCAGCAAACAACGUAAGCCACGCAACGUAAUGACUAAUCGUCAUGCCCGACUUUCCGGCGAUGGCGUAAUUGUUUUGAUAAUGCAAACAAUGAGCGCUUGUCCAUUUUUAGCCGGGCGACAUUGAAGAGAAAUUAAAAGUGAAUAAAGAGGGAAGGUCGCCAGAGUAUCGGCGUUUAAUAAUUAAUUUGUUAGCCAAUUUUGGCAAGUCGAGCUUGGCCGCAUGUUUUAUGCUUUGUUCAAAUAUGGCCAGGUUUUCCUUUUAGUUUUUCAAACUGUUGCCUUUUUCAGCGCACCGAGAGUUAAGAAAAAAUAGAAAAAAAAAACUAAUAGCAUUUAGCGGUCUUAUCGGGCGCUCUCUUUCUGCCACCCGCACAUCAGAAAGAGAGGGGAACAAGAGAGCAACAGGUGGUCGGGGAGUACCGUUAGGCAUUCCAGCAAUUGCGUAACUAAUUAAACAAUUGCCUGCAAUUAAGUAAAUAUAUUUGCCCAAAUUAAUGGAGUACUUUAAACAGAGGAAUGCUAAAAUCAGUGAACAAAUAUUUUUACGAAUUUUAGUUUCUAUUUUUAAAGAACAUUUAUAAAUUACCAACCUCAAACAAUCGUAUAAUUGAGGACGUGAUUAUUAGCCAAAAUCGAUUUAAGACAAUCAGUAUAGUGAAAGGUGAGAGAAAUAACUGGUGUGAACCAAGUAGGUCAAGAUUUACAAAAGCAAAAUCUUUACCUAGGGCCAUAAGAAACUAACGAGGGCCGCACAAAGACCCUGAGGCCAGUCAAGGGUUAAGGCACAACUAGAAAAUCGCGAAAAGACGAAGACGACGACGUAAUCGCUUUGCAAUGCAAAAAGAUACACAAAGCUAAGGGGCAAAAACAAAUUGGAGCAAUCGGAGAACCUAACCAAACUUUGGAUUACCCUCUCUCAAGAACAAGAACAACAACGAGGUGGCUUCUUCGCUUGAUUAGAAAAUAUGUAGAAGGUAGAGAAAGGUGAUUAGUAAGGAAAAUUCCAACCAACUUCAGCACUCAACCACU
Messenger RNA from Drosophila ficusphila, 1336 nucleotides. RefSeq lists its product as uncharacterized. The transcript has 2 exons. The coding region runs from base 162 to 431 and encodes 89 amino acids. The record is from RefSeq and is a predicted model, not a curated record. Lineage: Eukaryota; Metazoa; Arthropoda; Insecta; Diptera; Drosophilidae.